CAUGGAUAAAGGAAUUGCAAAUAUGAAGAAUCAGAUUCGGAUAUUGAAAAAGCAUCGAUCUGGCAAACUUGCUACAAAGGCGCCCUCUCCUACACCGAGUUUUAACUUGUCUAAAUAAACAGAAAUUGAAGGCUAUUCCUUCCAAAAGGUUAUAAUUCAGGUUUUAGUGAGAACUCCUAAACAUGAAGAACUGAGGCCACAAACCAAAACAAGCUUUUACUCUCAAUGGAAGGAAAAAGUCUGAAAUGCUAAAGAGGAAAUACCAGUCCAGGAAGAACCAAGCAGGAAAGUCUCCAGAGGACUAGCUCUAGGACAGUCCUGGGCUAAGUCUACAUCUAGCUUGUGUCCAAAAGUGCCAACAUCAAGCCCCAAAAAAAAGAGAUUCAAAAAUCAGCUAGUAAUGUCAAGUUUGAAGAAAAAUUCAAUGAAAAAGUCAAAAAUGUUCAAAUCAAAGAAGCUGACUUUGAGUCAUAAUAUAAACAAGAGGAGAUCAGUUGAACCCCAGGAUAUCCUGUUCCUUAACAACUCUCAAAAAGUCCAACUAUAUAAUCAGAGUUCUCAAUCAAAUUUGAGGUACACAAGGAAGAUAUGCAAUAGUGCAUGUGAUACUCGGUAUCAUCUCAGGUCUAGUACUCCAGAUGGGAUCUGUAAUAAAAGUUUAAGCCAAACCAUCAGCAAGUACAUGAAUAAGCAAAAUAUCACUAAUCCUACCGAGUGAGCAACUCCUGCGAAUCAGAAUCAUCAAGAGGUUAGCGUAGGGACGAUAGAUCCUUGCUGGAAAUGUAAGCAGAAAAGUAAGCUCUGAACUUGCCAGGUAGCUCUCUCUGUACCUUCUUGGCUCCUCAAGAAGUUGGAAACCCCAAAAGAUGAAGGCAAGGCUACGAAAAUAAGUUCAGAAAUAUACUCCAUUGGCCUAAAGCUCUUAAAAGAGCAUACGAAUGAGAAUGGUGUCAAGUUCUUACAAAAGAUUGAAGAGAGUUUGGAUUCUAAGAUUUCAGAGUACAGCACCAAACUCUCCUCUUGAGCCUCUUCUAACUCCUUACUCCAGUCAAAAGUUGAUUCCCUUACUAAAUCUCUAUCAGAUCUCACUGCUCAAUUUGACCAGUCAAAACAAGAGGCUCAAUGCCUGAAAGACCAGCUUAGGCUAAGUGCUCAGGACUUGAGCCAAGCAAUGAAGGACUUUGAACAAGUCAAUGAGGCUCUUAAGGCUACUAUGAGCAAGCUUAAAUAAGUCACAGAAUUAUGAGAAACGCCUAAUGUACUUGAUCUUCCUGGCCUGAGAGGAAGGAUAUCCAGUUGAUAAGUUAUAUGAAGCUAAUGUGGGGAAACUUUCUUCGAGGAUCUUUGAAGACAUGUCCUCAAGAGUUGAGAAGGAUGAAGUAACUAGUAUGUUCAAGAAUUGUCCGAUAAGUCACAUUUUGCCAUCAGAAAGAGAGGUUAACCUGAUCUCAGAUUCGUAUUGAGGUAGCUCACAGAUCUUUGACUCUAAGGCUAGUUAUGAGCCUAUAAAGUACUAUUCCGUACAGAAAAUUAGCAAGAAGCCUUCUCAGGUGGCUCUUCUUGAUUUUGCCAAACUUCAAGAAAGCUCUUCAAUAUCAAAUAGAAGUGCAUCUUUUCUGGAUUUUAAGGAAGAAAUCAUAAUUGACAAGCUACUAAGAUUCCGGAAGUGUAGAUCCCAUGACGAUAUCUUCCUGUCUCUUUGAAGUGAGACGGAGCGAACUUAAGAUUUUUCUAGUUCAAUAAAUUCUUACAAAA
Molecule: messenger RNA, 1755 nt
Organism: Moneuplotes crassus
Lineage: Eukaryota; Ciliophora; Spirotrichea; Euplotida; Euplotidae
Source: the annotation of a GenBank genome assembly